Helianthus annuus (common sunflower) is the source of this 1641-nucleotide messenger RNA. RefSeq lists its product as uncharacterized. The transcript has 2 exons. The record is from RefSeq and is a predicted model, not a curated record. The coding region runs from base 1 to 1641 and encodes 546 amino acids. NCBI's taxonomy places the organism in Eukaryota, Viridiplantae, Streptophyta, Magnoliopsida, Asterales, Asteraceae.
AUGAUCCAAGAGUUUCGCCAAAAGGAGGGAGAUUCAUUCUACGAGACAUGGGAGCGUUUCAAGGAGUUACUACUCAAGUGUCCUCAUCACGGAUUUGAGGAUUGGGCUUUAGUUGAGAGAUUCUAUCAUGGAGUGACACCCACUACGAGGAAUAUGCUGAAUACUACUGCCGGGGGCAAUCUUCUGACCGCCAAGACACCUGAUGAGUGCAUGGAUAUGUUCGAGGAUAUAGCGAUGAGUAGCUACGAGUUUCCUGAGUCUAGAGAUUCAUCCACUACACAUAGAGGAGUGCACAAGGUCGAUGAGGUCACCAGGAUGCAAGCACAGAUUGAUGCUUUGAAACAGCAUGACACAACCGCGUGUCCUAUUGCCCCUACUGAGACACCAGAGCAGGUAGAGUUUGUGGGAAAUCGAAAUCAGGGAAAUUUUGGGGAGCGUUACAAUUCGAAUUGGAGGAACCACCCGAAUUUCAGUUGGAAGAACAACCACCCACCGGGGUUUCAGCAGCGUCAGAACUUAUUUCAGGACGCAGGAGCAGGAUCGAGUUCGGGUACGAAUAAAAGCCCCACGUUGGAGGAGAUGCUGAGGCAGAACCAGGAGACAAUGAAGCAGCAUCAAGAGACCCUGGUUCAGCAGACACAAUUACUGACUCAGUUCAUGACCAGAGAGGAGGCACGGCAUCAGGAGAACCAGUCGCGAUUCUUGGAGCAUGAGACUUUCAUGAAGAAUCAGAGCAUGGCUUUCCAGAAUCUUGAGAGGACUGUAGGUGCGAUGUCAGAGAAGUUGAGUCAGAGACCCCCUGGUGGUCUCCCUAGUAGCACUGAGGGUAAUCCAAAUGCCACUACAAAGGCUGUUACUACGAGGAGUGGUCGAGGAGCUGUAGAGGUCGAGCCGGUAGUCGAUGAGGACCCGGAGGUCGACGAGGUGAUUGAGAUGGAGACCCCUGCUGGCAAAGUGCACCCUAGGCUGCGCCCAGCAAGUACAGCACAGUCCAGCGGGUCUCCAGUAGAGAAGAAGGAUGCAGAGAAGGAGCUGAUGAGGGUGUACAAGCCGACACCCCCUUACCCUGGUAGGUUAGUGAAGGGUAAGGACGCGGAGCAGUAUGGUCGUUUCAUGGAGAUGCUGAAGAAGUUACACGUGAACAUCCCGCUCGUCGAGGCUUUGGCGAAGAUGCCGAAGUAUGCGAAGUUUUUGAAGGAUCUUCUUACGAAUAAGAAGAAAUUAGAGGAUCUUUCGACUGUCAACCUGAGUGAGGAGUGUUCUGCUGUCGUGCAGAACAAGCUGCCAAAGAAAAUGACUGAUCCUGGUAGCUUUACCAUCCCAUGUCUGAUUGGGAAUCUUACUGUCAGCAAUGCGCUUGCUGACCUAGGUGCUAGCAUAAAUCUCAUGCCCUAUUCCAUAUUCGCUAAGCUUGACCUAGGAGAGCCUUCCCCUACGCGCAUGAGUAUUCAGCUUGCCGAUCGAUCGGUGAAGUUUCCUAGGGGCAUCGUGGAGAACAUGUUGGUGAAAGUCGACAAGUUCGCAUUUCCCGUGGACUUUGUCAUUCUCGACAGGGAUGAGGACUCUGAGGUCCCGUUGAUCUUAGGUCGUCCAUUCCUUGCCACUGCACGAGCAGUCAUUGACGUAUAUGAUGCAAGUUGA